AUGGAAGAUUUUCCAAAAAAUUGGAGUUUGGAUAUGGUGAAUACAGAAACAUUUAUUGACUCAAUGAAUCGUCUAAUGAACAGUGAUGACAAUGGAACUUCCAGCAAUUCUACCGACGAUAUCGACACGAACAAAGGUCAACUGUCGCAUACGGACCAAACACAAUUGUCAUACACAAACCUCAUAAACGACCUGCUCGAACCCCAUCCGAAAGCCGAGUACGGGCAUUUCGAGUCCUGCGCCAACGCCAUGUAUUGUCGUGACUGUCAGAUGAUGCUGAAGCCAGAAUACGUUUCCCGAAUCCCAUGUAAGAUGCGCGAGGUUGUCGUGCAACAAGACGGUACCGUGACCUACGUACACACUAAAUGCGAAAAAGUGGACUUGACAAAACAUAUCCAUUCCAUUGCCAACGAAUCUGGAAGCUGGGAAAAAACAUACUGGCAAGUAUGGUCAGAAUGUCAUUUCUUAUCUUGCAUCACAUGUAAAUUCUGUUAUCCAGUGAGGAACUCGGCCAUGUGCCAAUACCAUCCGGAGAGCCCCGAAUACUUUCCGAUUGGAAAUUUAGACUUAGAACAACCCAUAGGCCGCUAUCCGUGUUGUGGGGAAAGAGCUUUCCGAUUUAAGCUGGUGAAAAAUCCUUUCGGUUGUAAAUUCCGUAUGCAUGUACCGAAUAAAGAAAACAUAUUUUGUGAACGCAUCCUGAAAUUGAUGUGUAAUAAUCUAGAACUUACUAUUGCGAACCCUCCUGCAUUGAAUCAUGAAAACAAAAUCAUGAAAUUUAUCAACUUGAACCCUGGAAUAAAAAGAUCAAAUUAUCAACAUUGGUGGAUAAAAUUGACGUUAGGAGCGAAUGAUUAUACGCAUCAGCCAAUAAUUUCUUUGGAGUCUCACUUUCCAAACUGUCAGAAGAAAAAUAAAAAUUGGAAGAAUUUAAAUAAAAGGAAAGCAAAACAUUUUAUUGAACUCAAGAAGAUGAUGGACAUUGACAAUAAAUCAACGAUUGUAAAUUCAUCUAAGAGUUCAAUAAAUCUUAAAGAAAAUACAAACAUCACUACUCAAAUGUCAAAUGAAAAAUUAAUCAACGCCAAAAAUUUGAUAAACCAAGAAAAUUUGUGGAAAAAGCAGUCACCGAUGACCUCCAUCCAGGAUUCACAAAGAGAACAAGAAAGUCUUUUCUUUGACCAAAUUACAGUAAACCUCAUUAAAUCAAGAAAAGGAGAAAAAGGUUUACUCGGAACUCCCGACCAAUUCAGAGAUAGUUAUACGCUGAUUCGUGCAAAUAUACUAGCAAAAAUUGAAGCACGCAACAAACCCGCGGGUAUAAAAUCCACAAAAACAUUUCUCGGUAAUAAUUUGUAUGACACAAUAUUAAAUAAUUGUUCUGAUACACAGUAG
Molecule: messenger RNA, 1395 nt
Organism: Melanaphis sacchari
Lineage: Eukaryota; Metazoa; Arthropoda; Insecta; Hemiptera; Aphididae
Exons: 10
Coding region: 1-1395 (464 amino acids)
Source: RefSeq, a predicted model, not a curated record